AUGAAGGUCGAGGCCGAGGCGGAUCCGCGAGGCCUGGACGACGAGUGGCCGGUGGUGAUCACGCCGGAAUUCCUGGCCAACAUCAACCAGAGCAUCGGCGGAACGUCGUUCACAAGAUCGAGAAGUCGAUCGACGGAGGAGCCGCCAAAAGCCGAUGAGCCGCCCGGAAAUCAGUUGCAAAAGAGGAGGAAACGUUAGUUUUGAGAUUGCAAAUGAAUAUAUAUUCUUGUUGGACUCCAAAACAUGUUUACCGCGUCCUCGGGGACAAAAAUGUACUUUCUCAUAGUCAUGCCUCUCCGUCAUCACCUUCUCCUUUCUGAUUCUCACAUAAAAAGUGCACUUGUCCUUUUGUACCCCUAGGGAGACGCGUGUAAGUAUAGUGGAGUUUGUGUCUCUUCAUUCAAGGCCCGGUAUCUCGGCUGCCAGUGGAGUUAUCAAAAAGUGGUCAACUGAGGAAAUGUACAGAAUUGUUCGCUGAACAUUUUGUCAGUUGACCACUUUUCGAUAUCUCAAAAGACGGCUGAGAUACAGCAAUUCGAAUAAAACGUGUCUUAAAACAGUAUUGAGAAUGAUGUAAAACAUUGUUUUGCAGUGCGAGGAGAGGAUCCGACGACGGGCAGCAGAUCGCGUGACGAAAUCAUCAAUACGGUGUUGUCGAAACGCGAUCUUAUUCGUGGUAACUUUUACGCUUUUCAACAUUUCCACAUGGUGCAUCGUUUGCAGCGUGCAUCUGUCCGUACUGUCUGAAGAUUCACUCGCGGCGCGACAACUGUCGGGUGCACAUGAAAACUCAGCAUCAUGGACUGCCGCUUCGCGAUUUCAUCGUCGGCACCGACGCUUCGCUGGAAGACGUGCGCGCGAUCAAUAUUAUCGGAAAGUGUGAGUCGACAAUAUUUUGUUUGUUUGUUUGUUUGUUUCGCGUUAAACAUCCAGUAGUCGAUGAGUAUUUCACUAUUAUCCAUUUCUUCCUUGUUCACGACAAGACAUUGGAUCUCCUUCGCCCAUUUUCAUCGAAAAACCACUAGAGAUUUGGGCCAAAAAGAGGAGGGUGAGCCGGGUUUCCCCUGGGGACGGGCCGAAGAGCACACGCAGACGAGUGCGUAUGCUCCGCGCUCGUCACUGCCACGUCAUGGAUCGCGCCGUCUUUUCUCGGCGUCUCCCCCCCCCAAUCUUCUUCACAAAGAAUCCUGUGGACUUUCGAAGACCGCCCUGUUUUUCUUCUCCAAAAACUUUGAGCGCCUAGAGUGGCUUGGCUAUCAGUGUUGAGCGGAAUUCCGUCUUCCGUCUUCCGUUUUCCGUUUUCCGUCUUCCGUGGAUUUUUUUGUUCCGUCUUCCGUCUUCCGUAGAUUUUUUUGUUUCGUCUUCCGUCUUUCGUGGAUUUUUUUGUUCCGUCUUCCGUCUUCCGUCUUCCGGGAUUUUUUCUUCUUACCGUAAAAGAGUAAUAGCUUUUUAGAAGCUAUUUACUAGCCCCGAAGAACGCGAAUUUCCACGGGCAGUGAGCCAGAUCCAAAAUUUUUGUUGCUUUAGUUAUUUUUUCAAAAAAAAACCGGAGAAAGGUUCUGCAUAGACGAUUUUUUGUGCCGUCUUCCGUCUUCCGUGAGAAAAAUUUUCUUCCGUCUUCCGUCUUCCGUGUUCCGUCAGAAACAUGUUCUUCCGUCUUCCGUUUUCCGUUUCCCGGGAAAAAUGUUUUCUUCCGUCUUCCGUGAGAAAAAUUUUCUUCCGUCUUCCGUUUUCCGUGUUCCGUAAGAAAAAUGUUCUUCCGUCUUCCGCUUUCCGUGUUCUGUCAGAAAAAUUUUCUUCCGCCUUCCGUCUUCCGUGUUCCGUCAGAAACAUGUUCUUCCGUCUUCCGCUUUCCGUUUUCCGUCAGAAAAAUUUUCUUCCGUCUUCCGUCUUCCGUGUUCCGUCAGAAACAUGUUCUUCCGUCUUCCGUCUUCCGUGUUCCGUAAGAAAAUUGUUUACUUUUUGCUAUGUGUGAUUCAUCUCGAACAUGACCGGAUCCGGUGAUGGUCCUCUGGGGAGAAUGUAUCCGGUUGCCACGUCACACGGACCCAUCCAUCCAUCCAUCCAUCCAUCGCCUCCGAAAAGGAGCUUUUGCACGGAGGAGCACAAGAUUGAGCACACACACACACAAUGAGGCCCAUUUGAGUGGAGGGGGGGGGGGAGAAGAAAUGGAAGAAGAAGAAGAAGAAGAGGGCACAUUUUAUGAUGCGGUUCACUUCUUCUUCUUCUUCUUGCUCCCAUUCUCUCCGGAGCAUUUGAGGAGAAACGUGGAAAGUUUUCGGAAAAAUCCUAUCUUCUUCUUCUUCUUCUUCUUCUUGUCAAAGUGACGAGUAAUCCGAUCCAGGGGGGGGGACCAAGAAAGAGAGAGAGAGAGAGAGAGAGAGAGAGAGAGAGAGAGAGCACUUUCGCCUGGACACCCCACUAUGCGCCUAAUACUAAAACCAUGAGAACGAAAAUAUUGUCGCUCUCUCCUCUUUCGUUCGACGACACAAUCACCUUAUCAACUUUCGCUUUCCGUUUGUUUGAUCCACCAAACCGCAAAAAGGCAAUCCGUGCGUGGCAGACACGUCAAACGAUAUCAGUGUCAUCAUCGAUUAUCAUCCACUUUCACUCACUUUCACUUACUUUUUCCGAGACAGUCUUUUUUUUUUGCUACCGCUCGAACUGUAAUGCAUUCGUCUCUUUGAACAGUCAUAUCUCAGCUGUCGAUUGAGAUAUCAAAAAGUUGUCAACUAGUAAAAUGAUCGUCAAGAAAUGCUGUACAUUUUGUCAGUUGACCACUUUUUGAUAGCUCCACCGGCGGCGGAGAUACAGUAUCCUCAAUACAGUAACCUCUUGCCUCUUUCUUUUUUUUCGAAAAUCGGCGCCAUUCAAUUCAACAAAAAAAAGUGUCGGCUCUCACGAGAUCCUAUUAUUCAGCACCAUUUCUCUCUUCUUUGUGUAUCAUCUCCUUUAUCACAAUCCGUCUUCAAAGUCCUCUCUUCUUGCACGUUCCCACCAUUAUCAUAUUCGAAGCGAUCGGAGCGGAGCGGAGCGCAGAGAGAGAGAGAGAAAAGAGAGAAAAACUAUCCAUCCGUACGUAGCACACCUCGCUCGAGUCAUUCCUCCGCGCCCAUCAAUUCUUUUCAUCACCCAACCAUUACCCCCCGAUCGUCUUCGGGACACUCUUUUUUUGUUCGAAUCGCAACUGACAGUGAUAGCGGGACGUUUCGAAACCAGAGCUGACACAAUAUGGGCGUGGCCUCGGCGGCCAAAUGGCGUUUUCACGAAUUGAGCAGGGUUUUCUCUGAUUUUUGUGGUCAACGGCGAUGAAAAAUGAUUGUUCGACAUGAAAACACACUAAUUCUCACAGAAUUAAUGACGUUUUGGCGCUCAUUUUUCGCGGAUUUUGCUUUUUCGCCUUCGCCGCCAUAAACCGCACUUGUCAUUUUGCGCGUUCUUGACCGUUUCAGACAGAAUCGGUAUUGAGAAUGACAAAUCACAUAAAUAUAAGCAUUUUGAGCGCUCGAACAGCGAAAACUCCCGAAAAGCAACUGAAAUUCACGCAGUUUUAGCCAAAAACCUUCAAACGGAUACAUUUGAUUUACGACUUGACCAAAUUUAACGCUCUUGCGCUUAAAAAAUUCGUAAUAGCCUAUAAAAUUGGUCUAUCGAGAAAUAAAUAAGAAAUUAUCGGUUUUUCGUGGCUAAUCUGGCGAAAAACACAAAUUUUGCUGUUAAAAUUUGAAUUUCGCGUCAAAGUAUCGAUUUAUUGGGCGGGACGCACUUGCGCCCAUUCUCAGCUCUGGAGACCGUGGCAGAGACACGAAUAGUGAAGAGUUUCGAAAUUUCCGCGACUGAUCUUUUCCAGAUUAUUUUUCCGUUCCGCGAGGUGAUCCUACUCGUUGUCUUCUCGUAGUUAGGACUUUGGGAUCACUUGCAGUGAUCCGAUCGGUCUGAAACUUGGGCCCAUUAUACUUCAAUCCAAGUCCAAGAAGCCUGCAAAGUGUGGGCCCGAUCGGAUCUGUGCAAGUGCGCCAAAAGUCCAUAAAAUAUAGAAAUCCAAAUCGCACGUAGCGCUGAAGCUUGCUCCGCAAAAAAAGUUAUCACCUGCUCCAUUUCUGAUCCAAUUUUCUCGCUCAACUUUCCCCAUUUCUACUCCUUUCGAACGAAUCGCAUCCGAACCGCUCGCGUCCACCGUCGAAAAUGUUCAGAAUGUCGCACAUCAACCUGUACUCGCAGCCGACCGACGCGAAAAAUAUGAUCCGAUGCCGAUUUUGCGAGCGAGUCUAUAAAAUCGAUAACGGCUCGUCGGGCUUCAUCCGACACUUGCGCUGCAAACAUCCGGACGUUCUGUACAAAAUGGGCGGCGGCGGCGGCGGCGGUGGUGGCCGCUCGAUCGCAGAGAAUAUCGAUUUUUUGAAACGGCGACAGCCGAACGUUGGUGUUGGCGAGAAUAAUAAUGAGAAAGCGGUGAAAAAUGAGGAGGAGGAGGAGGAGGAAGAAGCGGCCGCCGACGAGCUUUGCGAAAUUUCGACCAACGAAAUUUUGGCGAAAUUUGUGAAUCAAAUGGCCUCACAAAACGAUGGUUAGUAAUAAUGGCUUAAUUAUUGAAAUUCACAAAAAACGUUCACUAUUUUUACUAUUUUUUGACAAAAAACAUCUCACUUUUGCAGUCCACACAAUCGCCCGUAACACUGUAAAACGGCCGCACACCUCGUCGUCAUCCUCGUCGCCGGCCGACGAAUUUUACAACAUGCGAAAUUCGAACGAGGAGCCCGAAUUGAAGGUGUUCAACCAGGGAACCACUACUCUGCAUCACCUCAUUUUUGGAUGUCAGUUUGAAACGUUUUCUUUUCCGGCAAAAAAGGACCUCCGAGCAGUUAAAGUUGUGGCCGAGAAAAAUCCUAGGCCAUUGGAUCUUUUUCCGGAUUUUUUUGCCGGCCACAACUUUAACUGCGCGCUGUUCCGGUUUUCCCCUGAAAUUGUCUUCAAAACACCAUUUUCAGUGUCAAAAAUGUUCUCCCCAUUUACAGUGAAUCCCCAAUUCCGUCAAAAUGGUGAAUUGCACUGCCUGAAUGGAUCCGGAGACGCGAGUACGUCGACGAACGGAAUGGAAAUGCCGAACUCGUCGAAAGAAUCACGGGAAGCGAGUCCGAACAGCAGUCUGCUCGGCGAAUUGAACGGUUAGUGAGCGAUUUUUGUGGAAAGUUUCUAAAAAUCUCUAAAAAUGUGCGCAUUUGCAGGCACGACAGACGCGUCGGACUCGUCGUCGAACAUGCCGCUGCUGCCGUUCGGCUGCGUCUUCUGCCCGUGUUCGUUCGAAAAGCUGAAAGAGUUGACGGGCCACGUGGCACAGUGUCAUCGGACCCGCUUCCGGUGCAAUCUGUGCAUGGCCGAAUUCGUGCAGGCCGCCCAUCUCGACAUCCACUACACGAUGGCUCAUCUCGUCGGAGCGGCUGCAACUACGACGGCGACUACUGGAAAUAACAAUAAUAAUAAUAAUAAUAUUAAUAAUCAUUAUCAUCAAAAUGGCGGUGUUAUGUGAAAAUUUGUGAUCGUUUGCGAAUUGUUUUGUGAUAACUUUAUUUCAUGGUGAAUUGUGCCAAUUCUUGUUCCGUUGCACUGAGUCACAGCGUGGACAUGAGACCAAAGGAGACUGCUGGCGCAUCUUGCACUCACUUGGCGCACUAUUGGAUUUUUUGGUUUCGCAAUUAAAAUCUUUUUCUCGUUUUUAUCUUUUAAAACAUGUCGAAACGCAAUUUUUCGUUAAAUAUUUGUUGCAAAAAACUCAAAUUUAAAUUUUCAGGACUCGUUGCGACAAUUUCUGCAGUUGGAAAGGCGCGAAGCUGGUGGAAAUUGCCGAGCGGCACGGAGUAGCGGUUAGAAUAAAAAAGAACAGUUAUUUUCUUCGCCGAUAAAUAAUUUCAGGUUUUCCCAAUCAUUUUAUCGGAUUGCGGCGGACACGCGAAUAGAAAAAAGCACUAUUCAACUGAAAACCAGGAAUCUCCAGCAAAAAAUUUUUAA
Caenorhabditis sp. 36 PRJEB53466 is the source of this 6006-nucleotide messenger RNA. The record is from the annotation of a GenBank genome assembly. Lineage: Eukaryota; Metazoa; Nematoda; Chromadorea; Rhabditida; Rhabditidae.